AUGGCUGAGUCAGAGGUCAUCAUGAAGUAUUGCGAUCAAAUGAAGUGCGCUGAAUCUUCUCUCCUCAGCGCCUGUGGUGACGGAGGCUUCAAGCGUGCACUAUAUUUGGCCUCUUCUUUGGCUCUCCCCCGCCACAAAUUGCUCUUCUCGCCAGAUGUGACCAAAGCCGACGCUGGUUCCCUCAAAGCCGCCUUAUCAAAGCUUAACGAAGCCAUUAAAGGCCCCUACCUCAUGGGUCUGUCCGUUCAACCCUGUCUCUACUGGAUUCUCAUAACGGUCUAA
This is a messenger RNA of Dibothriocephalus latus, 282 nucleotides long. The record is from the annotation of a GenBank genome assembly. NCBI's taxonomy places the organism in Eukaryota, Metazoa, Platyhelminthes, Cestoda, Diphyllobothriidea, Diphyllobothriidae.